GAAACGAGGAUUACAGGUAUCCGACAGGUGAAAGUUGCUCUCGCCGUCUCUGUUUUCAAACCAUCUGUACCAGCUCAGGUGAAAGUUGCUCUUUCCCUCUCUGUGUUCAAACCAUCUGUACCAGCUCAGAACUACACGAUGUCCGUUAAAAGACAAGAAUCUGGGUAUGUGGACAACUGGCAGGCAAGGAAGACACUUACACAGUGUAAUCUGCGAAUGCUCGAAACCGAAGACUUCAGUGACGUCACCUUCCGGGUGGGGUCACGGAAACAGGUGGUCCGAGCUCACCGCUAUGUUCUUGUCAGUCGGAGCUGUGUGUUCUAUGCCAUGUUCUGUGGCCCCCUGGCGGAAAAAGGGGAGGUAACCAUCCCGGAUAUUGAGGCUGACAUCUUCAAGGAAUUCUUAAGGUAUAUGUACACAGACGAGGCCCGAAUCAACGCUGAAAUAGUCACGGGCCUAAUGUACACAUCCAGGAAAUAUUCUCUUGAUGCAUUGUACGACAUCUGUGUAACUUUCCUGGAGGAGUCCCUGUCAGAAGACAAUGUCUGCCAGAUCCUGGAGCAGUGUCAUGGUUACGGGGAACUGGACUUGGAACAGAAGGCCCUUGUGAUCCUGACUAAAGGAGGUGAGAGAGUCACCAAGUCUCCAGGAUUUGUGGGUCUUUGCUCUGAUUGUCUGGGGAAGUUCCUGAAAUCGGAGACUCUGAACCUGAAAGAGAAAGAUAUAUUUGAAGCAGUGCUGUCCUGGACAAAGGAAAGAUGCCGGAAGGAAGGUGUGAGUGACACGCCUGAGAACAGACGAAGACUCCUGGGUGACAUGAGGUAUGAGAUCCGGUUUACCAGCCUGUCCCUGGAGUAUCUAGUGAAGGUUGUGGGCCCAUCUGGAUUACUGACAGCGGAGGAGAGAGUUAGAAUUAUGGACAGAUCUAUUGACUCUACUGUUGACAUUUCCCCAUUUGUAGGUUUAAACCGAAAGCAAUUACAGGAACCUGACAUUUGUAAUUACGUCCAAAGAUUUGCAUCUGUGUCAUGUGUCAAUAUGGCUUUAGUAGCUAUCUCGUUUUCUGUCGAUCACAGGAUUCAACUGAAAGGUUUUCAGCUGUAUGGUGGAUAUGAUGACAUGGAGGUUCCGUUGAGUAUUACACUUUAUGCGAAACAUCGUCCACUGACACCUGUACCGCUACCUGACACUAAGGUGAAACGUCCCGGGCGUGGACAACUGACUAACAUUGUGUUCUCUGAGUGGGUUCCACUGCAAAAAGGCACCACAUACACUGUGUAUGUGGACAUACGUAACAAUGACGGGGGUUACAGUGCUCACGGGAAUCAGUUGGGUGACGGGAAUCAGUUGGCUUACGGGAAUCAGUUGGGUCCAGGGAAUCAGUUGGCUUACAGGAAUCAGUUGGGUGACGGGAAUCAGUUGGGUGACUGGAAUCAGUUGGGUCACAGGAAUCAGUUGGGUCCCGGGAAUCAGUUGGGUCCCGGGAAUCAGUUGGGUCCCGGGAAUCAGUUGUGUCCCGGGUAUCGGUUGGGUCCCGGGAAUCGGUUGGGUCCUGGGAAUCAGUUGGGUCCCGGGAAUCAGUUGGAUGACGGGAAUCGGUUGGGUCCUGGGAAUCGGUUGGGUCACGGGAAUCAGUUGGGUCCCGGGAAUCAGUUGGGUCCCGGGAAUCAGUUGGGUCCCGGGAAUCGGUUGGGUCCUGGGAAUCAGUUGGGUCACGGGAAUCAGUUGGGUCCCGGGAAUCAGUUGGGUCACGGGGGACAGUGGUGUACUAGCGUCAUAGUGGCACGGGAUCCUUGCGAGGUUGUGAAUGUAAAGCAGACUGUAACCACUGAUGGGAUUCAGAUAACCUUUCCAGACUCCCAUCAGGGUAAUUCAGGGACACCAGCCCUGAGUGGAAACAUACCUGGCCUCAUAUUCAGUAUCCAAACAUAAACACAGAAUGUUAGUGGGUGAUGGAACUGUGAAUACAUCAACCGGAAUAGGUCACACUGACCUCAUGUGGUAGAUACUACAUUCUAUUAUCAACUGAAUGUACAUCGAUGACAGCUGUUGUCACGCGACAAACAACCUAAGACUUGAAAGCGUUAAUCAGGAAAAGUAACUAAAUACAAAGUACCUGUCCAUGUGCAUUUCACCCUAGAGAUGUACAUACCAAUUCAAUAUCAACGACCAUGCUUAUAAUCAACAACUGAAAUGCAUGGGAAUGUAUGUCGCUUAUAUGGUCUAAGGGAAGUAACUGUGUGUACAUCAUGUAACUUUAUGUUCUAUAGUCUCAUGUUUCUACUGAAUGAGUGAAACCUGCUGUAUAUCGCUAUUUGCAUAUCCUAAUUAUAAAAUGUAGCUUGAUUCAUAACACAUAUUCUAGAUGCAAUUGUGUGUUAUUCUAUUGUACUGCUUUGAAUGUGUGAAAUAGUUUCUCGACGCUCUAUAGAGUGAUUCCACCUGCCUACCUAAUGCCUGGUGAUCACAACGAAUGAGAUCAUCAAUACAAUGUGGAACCAACAAUGUUUGUAUAAUUAACAAUUGUACUCUAAUAUUAACAAUGUUUAGAAGAACACAGAGGAAAUAGCAUAACAGUACAAAAUAGAGGGGCGGAACAAAUUCACUAUCACGACCAUCACAUAUGAUUGAGGUGUAACAUAUUCUUGACACAAAUGCUGACCUGCUUGUAAUGGGAAAUGACGGGGGAUGAGACUUUUUAUAUACUCUGGAAGGUUCUGGGAGUUUCUGUUCUGGGACCUUCGCUAACUCGCCGGGUCGGUGAACGCUGAUAUAUCCUCCGUGCUCCAGAAACUCCCAGCCUUAACUCCAUGUCAAAUAUAGUAACUAGUGCACCAUGUAACAUGAACUUGUUAAAGACAUUGUAAACAGGGGCUACAGUCAGCUUUUAUUGAAUAAAGCGUUUUUCUCUCAAAUAAGCUCAAUAAAUACUGUUGAGAUCA
Messenger RNA from Haliotis rubra (blacklip abalone), 2942 nucleotides. Its product is annotated as BTB/POZ domain-containing protein 6-like. Lineage: Eukaryota; Metazoa; Mollusca; Gastropoda; Lepetellida; Haliotidae. Bases 139 to 1932 code for a protein of 597 amino acids. The transcript has 4 exons. Gene Ontology annotation, molecular function: protein binding. Gene Ontology annotation, cellular component: cytosol. The record is from RefSeq and is a predicted model, not a curated record. Gene Ontology annotation, biological process: neurogenesis.